Chroicocephalus ridibundus (black-headed gull) is the source of this 4061-nucleotide messenger RNA. RefSeq names its product mitochondrial calcium uptake 2 (gene MICU2). Gene Ontology annotation, biological process: calcium import into the mitochondrion; mitochondrial calcium ion homeostasis. Gene Ontology annotation, cellular component: uniplex complex. The record is from RefSeq and is a predicted model, not a curated record. Gene Ontology annotation, molecular function: calcium ion binding. Bases 1 to 1380 code for a protein of 459 amino acids. Lineage: Eukaryota; Metazoa; Chordata; Aves; Charadriiformes; Laridae. The transcript is spliced from 12 exons.
AUGCGCCCCGUGGCGCCCCGCGGCCGGCGGCAGCGGCGGCGGUGGAGGGGCCGGUUCGAUGUCGGCGGCGCCACGGCGGCUUCCGGGAAGAUGGCGGCGUGGAGAGCGGCGCUGGCGGCGGGCGUCCGCGCUCCGCUGAGGGGGCGGCUGGCCGGACUGCGGCCACCUCGGAGCCAGCGGCGCCCGCCCAGCUGGAGGGUCGCCACCGCCGCCGCCCUGCUCGGGGCAGGCUCCCUGGCGGCGUGUUACAGCGCGCGGCCGGUGGUGUUCCCGACGGUCCUGGCUCAGAAGGAAGAUGUCAUUAAUGAGGAAAGGGACGAAAGACUCUUUCUUCGGAAGCAUCGCUUCAUGCAUUUUGCAUCAUUGGAAUAUGAAGGAGAAUAUUACAUGACACCAAGAGAUUUCUUGUUCUCAGUAAUGUUUGAUCAAGUUGAACGUAAAGCCUCAGCCAAGAAACUGACAAAAAAGGAGGUAGAUGCUGCACUGCUGUGUGUUGCCAAAGCUAAACCAGGACCAACCUUUUUUAGAGACCUUGGUGAUAAAGGGUUGAUAUCCUAUGCAGAGUACCUAUUUUUGCUGACAAUCCUUACGAAACCCCAGACUGGAUUUCGGAUUGCCUUUAAAAUGUUGGAUACAGAUGGCAAUGAACAAGUUGAAAAGAAAGAAUUCUUUAAGCUACAGAGAAUCAUUGGGAAGGAAGAUGAUGUGAAAACAGCUGGAGAGGAAACAAUAUUUCGGGGAGCAGAACUGGAAAGCUGUGGUGUUAAUACCAUGUUGCUGGUACACUUCUUUGGAAAAGAAGGAAAGGAAAAACUUCGCUACUCUGAGUUUUUCAGAUUCAUGGAAAAUCUGCAAACAGAAGUCCAAGAAAUGGAAUUCGUAAAGUUUUCAAAAGGUUUGAGCGUCAUGAGAAAAGAAGACUUUGCAGAAUGGUUACUGUACUUCACCGAUGAGGAAAACAAUGAGAUUUAUUGGCAGAAUGUGAAAGACAGAAUUGAGGCAGGAGAGAAUAUCAGUUUGGAAGAAUUCAAGACUUUUUGCAAGUUUACAAACAACCUGGAAGACUUUUCUAUUGCCAUGCAGAUGUUUACUGUAGCCAAUCGUCCUGUUAAACGGGCUGAGUUCAAGAGAGCAGUGAAGGUGGCAACAGGACAGGAGCUCUCAGAUAAUGUUUUGGAUACCAUCUUCAAGAUUUUCGAUCUAGACGGAGAUGACUGCCUCAGCCACAGCGAGUUUCUUGGAGUCGUGAGGAACCGAAUUCAUCGAGGUUUGAGGGUACCGCAACAGCAAGGCAUUCAAGGUUACUGGAAGUGUGUGAAAAGAGAAAGCAUUAAAGGAGCCAAAGAAGUAUGGAAGCAAACUGGGAAAAGUCCUUUUUAAAGCAGUUCGUUGUUCUUUUGCUAUAAAUGUUAUGUAGUAGGGUUUGUCUGUCCUGUUUACAUAAUAGCUGAAUCAAAAAUACUCUUGUUUUUUUCACUAUAGUUAAACUUUAGUUAACCCAGAUUGUAAUGCAAUAAUUUUGUAUCGUUCUAGUGCAAUCAGUUUUGUUUACAGAACUGUUAUCACUUUUGACCUCCAUACGGAAGUACUCUUGUUCUAGGGAACAGUGUUGUUUACUCCUCUGUGGAGUCUGACCCUGCGCCGCAGCAUACGCAGUACGCGGGAUUUAAUAGUGGCCACUGGCAGGAACGUCACAGCAAUAUCAUCUCCUGUUGGAAGAGUGGACAUCAUCUCACUCAGCCACUAACACAGCAGUUCUCUUUCCCUGACAAGGGUAGAGGUCCAAAAGGCGAAACCACUUGCACAAUCCAUGCAAAUCAAGUUGUCCUAGAUCAAAAAGGAAAAUUCACAUGGUUCGUGCCCUCAUUUCUGUGAACUGCUCGUGUGCGAGUUCCUGGUGGAUGAUUCCACGAGAUCCUGUAUGGAUGCCUGGUUUGUCUACCUUCACCAUGAUAAUAUUAAACUGGAAAUACAAGACUCUUGAUACAGGCUUUAAAAGUUGUACAUUGAUUUGUUGAUUGUGCAUUGAGUCUCUUAGACCUCUUCGAAAAAUAGUAUAAAUGAGAAGCAAAAACCUUCAUUUUAUCAUAAACGGCAGUAGCUACAAUUUGGGUCAUAACUAUUUUGCUUUAAUUGUAUUGCAGAAGGUGAAUGUGUAACAAAUAGUUGCUUUAUCUUGCUAAAGGUUGUGAGUUGUGACAGGGAAUGCUGCAGUAUCUCAGGAACUUAAGGUUAUAGUAAGUGUUGGGGGUAUAAGAAGUCCAAUGAAAAGGUAAAUAAAAAUGUUUAUUACUCCAAAAUGCAAAGUUAGGUGUAAGAUCUGAAACAGUAAACCAAGAAACAGAUCAAAAUUAAUAUUUAGCAAUUAUAGAUGAACAUUUUUUAACUGCACCAUAGUGUGCAUGUGUGUAUGCACAGGUAUGCAUGUUACGUGUUUUUUCUUUCUUACAACCUUAGGAGUCAAUAGUCCCAGGUCCACAUCACUCUUCCUGGUUGCCCACUAUAAAUAGGAGAUAGACUUAUCUGUAAAGCUCUCAAGGUUCUUCCUCUUUUCCUCUCCCAGUCGUCUGACUUGACUUGGCUGGGGUGAAAGCUUAACUUCUCAAGACAGGUUCAUGAUAACAGACUCAAAAGGUGGACUGGGGAAAUUCUCAAGAAAAACAAACAAGAAAUCUCACCGCUCUGUGAGGAAGUAUCCGUCCCUUUUAAGCGUGACACUAGCUGUGUUAUUCUCAAAGUUGGAUAUAAGCUCAACAGGUGGUGUUUUGUUGUAAUUUCUUCGGGGUUUAGUGCGGGGAGCCUUGAGGAGAAGGAAACUUCCAUGAUAGUGGAUAACACUCAUAUGAGGAACAGGAGAGACUGCGUUAGGAAACCAUAAAGACGGUACCACCUAAGCAGUACUGAGAUUACAGAGAAUCUGUUUGGUAUGUCAGGAGCCAUCAAGCGGGCUUGUGCUGAUGAGGAGUCCUCCCACCCGAGCCUUGGCAGGGUGGUCUUGUAGAGAAGUAGAGUGAGAAGCUAGCAAAGCAGCAGCGUGUGCCUGCCUGCUGCUCUUCCCUCCGCGGUCUUCACUGGGAGCUUUAAUUUAAAUUGUGUUAAAGAGAAAAUGUUUGUAUUGUUGUCAUCUGUGGACAUGCACCCAGAGUCACCCAGCAGAACAAGAGCACGUGGGCGUCCUGAGACUGUCUAGAAAAUCAGGCACUGGUGACCACCAAGGGUCCCUUUACUUAGAAUCAUAGAAUCACAGAAUCUUCAUGGCUGGAAAGGACCUUUGAGAUCAUCGAGUCCAACCAAACAACCUACAAUCGCUGCCACUAGAGCAUGCCCUGAACCACCAAAUCUAGACGUUUCUUAAACACGUCUAGGGAUGGUGACUCAACCACCUCCCUGGGCAGGCUGUUCCAGUGCCUGGCCAGUGCUGACUUCCCCAGGAAACUAUCAGAAUGAAAUAAAAUGUAAUAAACGCCUCAGCCUCCCCCCCUCAAACUGAACUCACAGUUUGAGCAGCAGGCGAUUGGAUAGCUGGUUUGCUUUGUGCGUUUGGAAGUCGCUUGCGUCUUCUAGUGACGAGAGCUGCGAGCAAGAGAUAGCUAACGGGAGCAAACGUGGGGCGGUGGGACUGGCAUCAAAGUACCGCAGCCGGCUUCGCGUCACCAAAUAGCGAAGGACUCAAUCGCGCAAGGCACAUCUGUGUUCACCCAAAGUCUGCUUUGUUCCAGCUCUGGCUUUAAAUGCAAGGCUGCCUCUUACUUGUUGCUGUUAAAAUUUUGGCAAAUUGUUUUUACUUUGGAAUGGAGAUUAUUCUUUAACAUUUUAUGCUGUGUGAUGUGAAUAGGUUUAUAAUGUUCUUUAUUGCUUUUGUGGUUUCUUUUGUUUACGAAUGACUUGCUUCUUACAAGCUGUUUGGUUUUCUUUUGGAAAAAUCAAUUCACUUAGCUUUAGUGUAUCUAGAAGUUACAAGCAAUUCCUCAUUGCUCAUUUGUAUUUGGGUUCGUGCAAUCGGCAGUAUCUGCUUUCGGCAGCAAGUUACUAAAAAUGGGAUUUCAAGUUGUUUUUUUUUU